UGCUUGUAGUUAGGGUUUGGACACAUUCUGCCUGACACCAACAUCUAUCCUAACAGCCAGAUUACAUAGCCUCUUUGUAGUAAUAAAUGUUGAGUGAAUGUGUCAGUGAACAUUGCCAGGGUAUACAUAUUUUUUUAAUUGUAAACUAAAGAGAGCAAUCCACCGUGCCCCAGCACCUGCAUCAUACCUGCUCUAAAGCAUUUACCAAGUUGUAUUGCAAUGGUUUGUCUACACAGCUAGUUUUCCCUGUAACGACUUCCUCAAGGCCAGGGGCUAUGUCUUACUCGUUUUUUUAUGUCCCCAGGGAUUAGCUAGUUCUUGGGAAACAACUGGGACUUGGGGCUCAAAACAGUUUGCUAAGUGAAUGAAUGAGAGGCCCAGUCAAGCUACUUCCCUUCAGUGCUGCACAGUGCAACAAAUAACCAGCUCAGAUACAGGUUCAAAGACCACAGGCUUCUCCCUGGACAGCUCAGCUCUCCUCAUAACUCCUGAGAAACCCGGGACAUGCCAGGGUGUACUAUGGAGUGGUUGCAUCCGGAAGAGGGGGAGGAAGUCCCAAACACUAAGUAAUCCAGGUUUGGGUUGGAAAACAAGGUUGAAGUUACUCAUUAGCAGGUGAAAGGGUCAAGGGUCGAAUGCAAGGGAGCUGAAAGCAGAGUGGACUAAGCAGCCAGUAGGGGAGAGAGCAGUUAAGGCACACAGAGCACCAGCUCCCUCCUGCCUGAAGAUGUUCCCCCAAAUUUGGGCAGCUCUGCUCUACUUCUAUGGUAUUAUCCUUAACUCCAUCUACCAGUGCCCUGAGCACAGUCAACUGAAAACUCUGGGCGUGGAUGGGAAGGAGUUCCCAGAGGUCCACUUGGGCCAGUGGUACUUUAUCGCAGGGGCAGCUCCCACCAAGAAAGAGUUGGCAACUUUUGACCCUGUGGACAACAUUGUCUUCAAUAUGGCUGCUGGCUCUGCCCCGAUGCAGCUCCACCUUCGUGCUACCAUCCGCAUGUGAGUGGAAAGAUGGGCUCUGUGUGCCCCGGAAAUGGAUCUACCACCUGACUGAAGGGAGCACAGAUCUCAGAACGGAAGGCCGCCCUGACAUGAAGACUGAGCUCUUUUCCAGCUCAUGCCCAGGUGGAAUCAUGCUGAAUGAGACAGGCCAGGGUUACCAGCGCUUUCUCCUCUACAAUCGCUCACCACAUCCUCCCGAAAAGUGUGUGGAGGAAUUCAAGUCCCUGACUUCCUGCCUGGACUCCAAAGCCUUCUUACUGACUCCUAGGAAUCAAGGUAAGGGGUUAAAGUCUCACAAAACAGGAUUAGGACUCACCAAGUCUUCUGGUGUUACAGGGUGAAAGAGGCUCGUGUGAUGUCACCGGAGGGAUGUGGCUAAAGAGCUGUGAUGUCACCUGAGGGAGGCAGGAUGGGUUCUGGGCUACUCAAAAGAGAGGUUUCUGAGUUUGCACUGGAUAAAGGGGGCAGAGGGUCAUACGUGGAGGGAAAAGAGCCUUAGAGACUCCCCUUUGACACAGGGAAUGAAAGAACAUGUUCUCCCCCACCCCAUUACUAUCAACUUUGCUUUUCUCCCUGGACUUCCCUUCUGUCCUCUUCUUUUUCCCUCCUCCCAUCACAGAGGCCUGUGAGCUGUCCAAUAACUGACCUGUAACUUCAUCUAAGUCCCCAGACGGGUACAGUGGGAGCUGAGUUGUUGGAGGGAGAAGCUGGAGACUUCCAGCUCCCACUCAAGAUAAUAAAGAUGAUUUUUCAAGCCUCAUCUCAUUCUGGGGUUUGUCUCCAGACGUCAUUCCCACUCCUCCCAUUUCAACACUCCCCCUGGAUCCUCUACCACCUAAACCCCCAGCUGGACGGUGUCAGGAAGAACAGAGUGGCAGUAACUCUCAUUUUGUAGUGGUAUAUUUAGGAUUUGAUGUGACACAAUUAUUUAUUGCUGAGUGAGCAAACCCUUAGCCCCCAAGUGGGGACUACAGGCUUCAGUGCUUCCCCCACGCUGCCUGAGCUACCAGCCCUUCUGCACUGGCCCUCCUGCCAAUACUGCCUGCACUGUCACCACUCCCUCUGGCUCCCAUGAUCACCAGAUCCGCCCUGCAGGCUCCCUGUCACCUGUGGGGCCCUAUCCAGACCCCCUAAUCCACUUGCCUAGCAGCCCCACUCUUCCCUCGAUGGCUCAGAUCCUGAGAUCCAAGGAACAUCCUGGGUUUCCCAACCACUCUCUUACUGCAGAGGUCUGUCUAUCCUGCCCUGGUCUCCUCCACCCCAGGAGAGUUUUGAAAGGUAGAGAGGACCCUUUGGUCUUUGUUCUCCACCACCACACUUUUUUUUUUUUUUUUUUUUUUUUUU
This is a messenger RNA of Nomascus leucogenys (northern white-cheeked gibbon), 2343 nucleotides long. It is a transcript of the gene APOM, whose product is annotated as apolipoprotein M. Bases 831 to 1340 code for a protein of 169 amino acids. The record is from RefSeq and is a predicted model, not a curated record. Gene Ontology annotation, biological process: high-density lipoprotein particle remodeling; high-density lipoprotein particle clearance; high-density lipoprotein particle assembly. Lineage: Eukaryota; Metazoa; Chordata; Mammalia; Primates; Hylobatidae. The transcript is spliced from 5 exons. Gene Ontology annotation, molecular function: phospholipid binding; lipid carrier activity. Gene Ontology annotation, cellular component: high-density lipoprotein particle; very-low-density lipoprotein particle; low-density lipoprotein particle.